Molecule: messenger RNA, 1422 nt
Organism: Babjeviella inositovora NRRL Y-12698
Lineage: Eukaryota; Fungi; Ascomycota; Pichiomycetes; Serinales
Exons: 2
Coding region: 1-1422 (473 amino acids)
Source: RefSeq, a predicted model, not a curated record
AUGACAGACGCCCAAGAAAGCAUUCCAGAGAAAACGGAAUCGCCGUUACAGGCCCACUAUGGCAUCUCCCUAAGGUACGCCUCGCAACGCAUCAGACUGAUGUAUGACCAGACCCCGUGGAAUACCAUACGCACACAGUUGACACCCGAAAUUGAUGAAAAAGUGCUCUUGGAGUUGGAACCCACGGAUCAAUAUCGCCACAGUGUGCUGUUUAUCACAACGGUGUGCUUGCUCACGCUUCUUCUUUGGGUGGUUCCCAUUCUGCUUUCCCUCACGGUACCUACGUGUGUGUCCGACCUCUGUAUACCCCAGUUUACGUUCCAAUUGAAGGACCAGAACCCUCACGCCAGAGAAAUCUUGCUGUCUGGAAAGGAGCUCAUGAAGGUGGUUUCGUAUUUUGCAAAGGACUUUGGUCCGACAGAAACAGAUGUCACCGCGUACCUGGAUAUCGUAGACACCUUUUCCACCACCCACAUUUACAGCUUAAACUUCUGGGGUUACUGUCGCGCAAGCACCGUUACCGGUGAAACCUUCUGUGCACGGUCCUACGGCCUAGACCUCUUGUCGAUCCUCAUGAGGGAUUUCGGGAACCAGUUGGGCCAGCUCUUGCAACACGACGCCAAGAGUGUCGGGGAUUCAUUUGUGGACUCGUACGAAGAGGCAAUGCAGAAUCUCCAGUUGUUUCUCUCCAGUCAGAAACGCAGCGUGGACGCUGUGCACAGCACGAUUCUUCUCAAGAAGUUUUCCCAGUGCGUGGCCUGGUGUGUUUUGGGGGUGACGGUGCUAUCGUUCCUUGUAGCCGCCUAUAGUCUGUUUGUGUGCGUUUCGUUUGUUUAUGGGAGUCUAUUGCCGAAGCUUCGGCUUUAUCCCAGCUUUGUGCUUAUAUUAAGCGGAGAAAUCAGUGUCUUCUUGCUCACCUUUUUUAUCGGGGCCAGCGAGUAUGAGUUCUUCAACCAGAUCUGUAAGCUCACUGGGCUGAUCGACAUUGCCGACGUACACCGGUCGGCGGGCAACACGGUGCUCUGGGUCUCCCCUAACAUCCGCAGCCCUCCAAUACCCCAUUCUGCCACUACCCACAGCCAUUACAUCAUGGGAAGCUGUUUUUCCAAGCCAAAGAGCCCACCACUCAACGAAAAGCCCAGCUCCAGAACUGCACAGACACCUAACGUGAGGCCACCGGGGGCAAAGAAGGGCCGCGUUUUAGGAAACACACCCAAUGCCACGGAAGACGCCAGAGAAUCAGCGAGGCAGGCGGCGCUUGAGAGACACACGGCGACCAGUGCGAAGGAACAAGGUCCAUUGGGACGCCGGUUGGACCAGGAGCGCAAGAAGACCGCGCAGCAGGUGUUAAAGGACGACGUCGCGUUGAAGGAGCAGUUGAAGAGGGCGGAAAAGAAACAGAAGAUUAACGAAGAGUGGUAG